GCAAUCCGACCGACCAACUGUUCUAACUCGUGAAGACGAUUGCAAUAAAAAUGCUGCACAAAAACAGAAUGAUUUAGCGAAAGGCAAACAACUCAAUCCAAGACGAAAUCAAGCCAUCAAAAUAGCGCCAGACAGUAACCUCGUGGUGGUGGAAACUGUGCACAGUGAAAAAUCGAACCGAACCGUGGCAGCCGCAUCGCCAUCCGACGUCCCAACCCAACGAAAGGCAACCACCCGCACUCCGAACGGAGGCGGCAGCACUUUGGCAAGGAUUCGUCCAUGCAGUGAGCCUGCCAAGAAGGGCAGCUCGGCCUCGGUCUCAGCUUCAGUCAAUACCCGGUGCUGUUCCGGCGUCGGUGGGUGUACCAAGUGUUGCUGCUGCUGCUGUUGUGGUGGGUGUUGUGACGGCAACAAACGGCAACGACAACAACCGCAACAGCUGCAACGGCGGAGCAGCGAUCCCCCGGGCUGCCGGCAGAAGCAACAACAGCAGCGUUCCGCGUCAUCUUCGUCCUUUGGUGCGGUGGUUGCAACCGGCACAGUCGGUGGCAGUGGUGGUGGUAGUGGUGGCGGCACCCGUAGAGCUUGCUGUGGACUUGGCGCUGGAGGGGGUCUACAGCGGAGGACUCGCAGCGGCAGCGGUACCGGCGCGGGUACUAUGGAGACAACCCAUCUGGUGACGGAGUUCAUUACGCACACCGGAGCCAACACGCAGGACGCCGUCAGCUGUCUGAAGUCGUGGGAGUGGGAUCUCAAGAAGGCGCUAAUCGACUAUAAUGACACAUCAACGACCGAGUAUUUCAACAGCAAGAAAAUUGACAAUGAGAUAUUAAUGAAAGCACAACCACCACCCAGUGCAUCGUCUCCUUCACAAUAUCCCGCUAUCCCGUCAUCAUCACUGGCAACAGCAACAACGGCAGCAGCUGCUGCUGCUGCGUCCCAGCAGCAACCCAUAGUGAGGCUGCAGCAGUCCUCGUCAUCCGCUAGUUGUCCAUCAUCGUAUAGCAAUCAGGUGCAUCACCAGCACCGUAGUAGUGCGCCCAGUAGCCACAAUAGUAGCGCUAGUCACCAUCACCCUCAGCACCCGGUGGUUGGGCCACGAUCCAGCACGGCCAGUGCCGCCAGCAGCAGCAGCGGAGGUGGUACCGAUUGCGUGCCAUCCUCCCUGACACAACACCAUCCGCACUACAAUAACCAUCAACACUUACCCCCGCUGCUAGCAUCUGCAAAGAACGGUCUGGAGCAACAGCAGCAGCAUCAGCACCACACUUACCGCAGCAGUAUCAACAGCGGUCACAUCAAUGGGACAGUAACGUCGAGUUUGCUGAAACCGAUGCUCACCAAAACCGACUCGAUAGAUAUUUUUGACUGCAAAAAGCUCGAACGAGGCAUUUCGCGUGCUACGGAAAAUGUGAACCUGGUGUCCCGGGCCCGGCAAGAGUUCGCGAUGGACUUCCACACCCAGUGCCACGAACAGAACGAGAAAAAUCUCAACUUUAUCGACACACCGGACUACACUUUUACGCUACCCGAUCUGACCAAGUACACGGAGGAGUUCCGGAAAUUUCUCGAAAAGGAUCUGAUUGACACGUCGACGCUCAACUCCCUGGAGGCCACCAAUCGGCUAAACUGGUGGUACGAAUCAGGCGUCUGUCGCAAGCUAUGGCCCCUAACUACGGCAGGUGACGGCAACUGUUUGCUGCACGCCGCAUCCCUAGCGAUGUGGGGUUUCCAUGACCGGCGGCUAACGUUGCGCCGCGCCCUGCACGACAUCCUCUCGAAGGAGGACUUCCGGGAUGCUCUCUAUCGGCGCUGGCGCUUCCAGCAAACCCGCGUCAACAAGCAGGCCGGUUUUGUGUUCUGCGAAACCGAGUGGGCCAAGGAGUGGGAGGAGAUUGUGGCGAUUGCGUCACCCGAGCCGCGAAGGAAUUCCAAGAGCGUUUCGCGGCGCAGAUCGCUGCUGAUGGAGAAGAGUUUCGACGGCGCCUCGAUGGGUGGCGACGAUGAGAAUGCGACGUACGAGAGCUUGGAGGAAAUCCACGUGCUCGCGUUGGCGCAUAUUCUGAGACGGACGAUCAUAGUGGUGUCGGAUGUGUUCUUGCGGGAUAUGAAUGGGGAGGCGUUCAGUCCGAUCCCGUUUGGUGGGGUUUAUCUACCGUACGAGGUCCCGUCGAACGAGUGCCAUAGGACACCGUUACUGUUGGCGUACGAUAUGGCGCACUUUUCGGCACUGGUGGCCAUGGAAACGGCCGGGGACUACCCACCGGCGUUUAUUCCGCUAGUGGACGCGAGUAAUCAACUGUUACCGAUUCAGUUUUGUAUCGACCCGGGAGUGGAUUUUGACUGGCGCGAGUACGAUGGAAGCGACGGUAACUGGGUGUUGACAGACCGGGAGCAUGUGACGUUAUUGAAAGAAUAUCUGGAAAUUGUGUACGCGCCGACGGCGGAUAGUCCGGAUGAUGAUAUCUACGACGACUACUCAGACGAAGAGUACGAAAAGAAGAUUGCUGACGGGGAGAUUGUGUUUUCUGAUGAGAACCAUAACAACGGAACCAGUAAUCCGAAUUUGGCGGCAAUGACGGCAUCGAACCAGUCUCUUCCUCCGUAUCAAUCGGGUGCGAGUGGAGGUUCCAGCGGGAAAAGCAAAGCGGCAAAACAGCUGCAGAGUGUUGCGAAGCAGUUCGGAAGUAUUGGUAAAAGUGUGAGUAAGAAGCUCAAGAAGAACAUUGGAUCGAUUACAAGAAUUGGAAGUAGGAGUGGUCAGCAUAAGAAAUCAAGCAUUUCAUCUGAUAAGUCGGUGAGAGGAGAUUUCCCCAAGUUCCGGAUUUUGUGUGCGACAUUAAAAGCUCGGAGGCACGAAUACCAAGAAGAAAUGAUAAAAAACUAUUUGGAGUGUGCUCAAGAGCGGUAUUUGGAGAUGGAGCGGGCCCGAGAACGGAAAGAAUUGGAGAAAUACAGCAAAUACGUAGAUUCCGGUCACGAUGUAUGCGAUUACGCAACGGACAACGGAACGGACAUGAUGAACUGCAUCAAUGCAGGUUGUCUCAAGUACGGAACAGUAGACACCAGCUACAUGUGCUUGGAUUGCUACGAAACUCAACGGAAGCGAGAAUCUCAAUCCUGUAACCCGAACGAUUUUACGCCCCGCUACGGCACAGGGAAAUCCAAGUUCUAUGCUCAAGCAGACAUGGAAAGCCAUGAUCGUAUCCAGCGGUUACCUUCAAUGCGGCCACUAAAUGAGCUGGAUCAAACCCUGUACCUAUCGCGGUCCACCUUCUACAAUGACAAACGAGCAAUCGGAAAUAGCGCGGCGAUACCAUCUUCCAACUACCGGCACGGAUUCAGUCCUACUGAGCGUUCAGUCCCACCAAAACCAAACGCCAGCAACAGCAGCAGCAGCCACUCGCCGGACUACUCCAACUGUGCCAAACAAGCGACGGCCAUGUCGGGCGGAAUCGUCGCUACGGUUUACUCGCCCGGCAACACGAUCCUGAACCGGACAUCGCAACUACCGCCGCCGCCGCCUCCGCAACCGGCCGGAAUGUGCGUUUCGCUUCCGCCACCAGUGGCCAGCCCGGUUCCGCAACACCAUCCAUCGACGUCGACGCCCACGUCCUCCGGAAUGUCAUCGUCGUCGUCGUCCGGUUCCAAUGCGUCGGAUUCGGCGCUGCGGCAGCAGCAGCAACAGCAGCAGCCUUCCGGUGUGAUAAACAGUAGUCAUUAUGGGAUAAAUCAAAAGUGCCGAACGGAGGGAUGCAGGUAUUACGGUAGCAUCAACACGAACUUCUACUGUUCCAAGUGCUGCCAGGAGUACAACAUCUGAGCGAAAAGGCAACGCCACGCUAGGACGACAACCGUGUAAAUAGUGAUGUGCAGAAUCUGCGAUUGUUAGGCAAAGGCAAAUCGAGUGAGAACGAUAGGCGGUGAUAGAGAGAACGAGAGAUUGAAAGACGUACACACAUAUCGAGAGCAGAAUGCAAAAACAUACACAAAAACAAAAAUAACGAAAACGCUUUAACGCUUGAUAUGAUGAGAAUCGAAAAUAAAUCAUGAAGCAGUGGAAUCGGUAUACCAAAAAACAAAACAAAUAAUUAAAGAUGCUAAAUUUAAAAACAUUCAUCUUCGGAAACAUUUAUAAUGUCAUUCGAUUUGUGAAGUAAAAAGGGAAACAGAGAAAACGAAAUGCAGUUAAAAAAAAGUUUAUGAGCCAAAAUGAUGAGAGAGAAGAAGAAUAAAUCGUGAAACAAUUAUGAUUUUUAAGUGUGCCUUUUAGUUUUUAGUUUUUCAUGUAAAGUAGUGACAGUAGCGUAAGUUAUAUUGGCAAAUGCGAAAUGAUCGGAUUAUAUAUUACAUGUUCAAAAAAACUCACACAAUGCCAAAAAUAAAAGAUUUGAGGUGAGAUGACGUAACCCUUUAAUAUUUGAUUUCAUUUGCAUUUUUUCCCCUAAUUUUCGUACUUUUACUAAAGAGUAUUAAUCAAAGCCAAAAAUACACUAAAUUCUUGCAUUCUCGAUUUGUACUUAUAAGGGCACCACAGUAAAGCUAAUAAUUUCAUCCUAGUAUAAGCUUUGUACGGUCUGAUGAAAAAUACCAAAAUCGCCUUAGAUUUCAAAUAUCUUAGUUGGAGUUAAUCGUAACUGAAGCUCUUAUGUUCCUUUUUCAUCUGUUCAAGUUCACAAUUAUUUUAACUUUCACCUUAUAUUUCGAUUUUUUAAUAAUAUAAAUGUAUGAUUUUGAAUCUAUUUAUUUUUAUUUGUCCCUUACAAAGUGAGAUUUAUGGAUAAUUAUCGCCAUUUGUCAUUUUAAUUCAUUUAAUUAUUUGUUCAUGCCAGAUAGGCCCCAAAAAGGAACGGACCUCCUGCUUACCAACUUAGUUUUGGAAAUAAAAAAAAAUGAAAUUUUCACUACAAUUGCUCUACACGUGUUGACAUUUUGAAUCCUGUUUCGUUUUGGUAUUUUUUCACCAUUGUGUAAAGGAGUCGGAAAAAAAAAGUUUGUUUCCAUAGAAGCUCUGCAACAACAUCACAAUCGCAUACGCCCAUAAACAUUAAUCGAGUUUUAGAAUUAACAUCAUCAGGAGAAAUUAGUUCCAAACUUCAUCUUCCCCAAGUCAACCAACAGGAAUAAUAAAUUACUGAUUGAACAGUAGAUAUGAAGAGGAAAUAAAGUAUUUUUUUUUCAGACUCAUAGUCACCCACAGACAGAAGUACACCCAGAGUUAGUUAUAACUAACAGUGAAGAAGUUCUAUUUAAGCUUAUAUUAUUACCAUCUGAACAGUGCAAGUGAAAGAUCGAUGAAUGAGACCCAGUUGUUGAGACUCCUUGUACAAUAAAUAGUAUAUCAGCAUAUUUUUUGAAACCGUAAUUCUCAACCUCAAACCUACCACAUCACAGUCAUAUACAGAAAACUCUACUCUCGUAGCCACAAUAACGAAAUAAUAAUAAUACUAACAGGAGAUACAGUCUGGAUAGAGAGAAAGUGGAUAGUGCGUAAAUUAGAACGAGAAAUGUUUAGCGAUGAAGAUGCGAAACCGUGAAAAUAAAACAAACGUGAAUUAUACAUGAAUUCUCUCAAUGAAAACAAAACAAAAGGAAAACACAUAUAUAUUAUAUAUUUAUUCGUAUUCGAGAGAGGAACCAAAAUGACACGAAGAAGAAACACGCGAGAUGGAGAUUUUGUGUGUUAAUAUAGGUGUAAGAGAAGGUGGAAAGUGAAAGUGAAGCAGCUGGAACUCAUCAUUGACUAAAACCAAAAAAUAAAAGCGCGCAGAUUGCGAUGACGAUGUGAUAUUGAAAA
Molecule: messenger RNA, 5797 nt
Organism: Armigeres subalbatus
Lineage: Eukaryota; Metazoa; Arthropoda; Insecta; Diptera; Culicidae
Product: OTU domain-containing protein 7B-like
Exons: 6
Coding region: 659-3823 (1054 amino acids)
Biological process (GO): protein K11-linked deubiquitination; protein deubiquitination involved in ubiquitin-dependent protein catabolic process; protein K63-linked deubiquitination
Cellular component (GO): nucleus; cytoplasm
Molecular function (GO): DNA binding; K63-linked polyubiquitin modification-dependent protein binding; cysteine-type deubiquitinase activity
Source: RefSeq, a predicted model, not a curated record